Hemiscyllium ocellatum (epaulette shark) is the source of this 1664-nucleotide messenger RNA. RefSeq lists its product as uncharacterized. The record is from RefSeq and is a predicted model, not a curated record. Lineage: Eukaryota; Metazoa; Chordata; Chondrichthyes; Orectolobiformes; Hemiscylliidae. The coding region runs from base 102 to 668 and encodes 188 amino acids. The transcript has 5 exons.
AUCAGGCGCAAACAUGCCAGACACACGGGAACGCUGCAUACCCUAAACAUGCCUUAAGCGUCCUGUGCCCGCCCGGAUUCGCUCCUCUCCCGGUCUCCACCAUGCACCGCGCCUACCAACCGAUUCUGCCCACUGGAAACAAAUACCUGCAGGAGAAAUGGGACCGAGUUUGUUACCAUGAGCACCGGCGAAAGGUCAAGGAUGCAAAGUCAACAGUUGACAACCAUUCUCCUGAGACCUAUUCUCAUCUUAAUUUGAAAUUUAAGAAGCUGAAGCUUGAGGAAGAUAGACUGUCCAUCAUUGAAAGAGAUAACCAGCUGUUGCUUCAAAAGAUGUCAACAAUCAUGAGGACCACAGGCCGAAUUGACAAUAAAAAUGAGUAUAAAUUGAAAAGUUUAAACAGUGAAAAACGUCACCGAGAACAGCUGAGAGUCAAUCAAGAAAAUAAGACAAUGAAGGAACGCCUCAAGCUGGUCCAGCCUCAAUACAAUCAUCUGAAAUGGCAUGAAGACUGGUAUAAAGCUGAGAAGCUCAUGGACCAUAUUGCUCACUAUCCUCGUGGCUGGUACAAUGGACAGAACUCAAAGACAAAAUCUGAAGCUGUCAGAUCCGCACCAGCGAGAGGAACCAACAAAAGUAUAAAUAUACAACCAAGGGGCUCACAGUAAAAGUCAACAGGAAACAUGGAACCAAGUGACAUGAAUCAACUCCACAAUAUCCUCAAUUCUAAUCCCCAUUGUUCACAUUAGUACAUCUAAACAAUCUACCUUCUUUUCAAUGACAGAUAAAGCUGAAAUCCACAUUUGAUUGUGAGUGUAAUUUGCCUGUUGUACUUAGUGUGCCUUCAAGUUUUUGAAACUUGUAACGUAGACUGGACAAUCGAAUAUGCUUUCUUUGAAUUUUUCCUAAUUUUCUAUCAAGCAAGAUUCUACAUCAAGUACACUGAUUUAUUAACAAUAUCAGCAGUUUAGGAGGAUCAGCGAGUCACUGCCGCUUUGUGGGUGUGGACAAGGUUGAGUGAAGAGGGCAGUUGAGUCGGAGGUGAAUGAAGAAUGAGGGGUUAUUGGGGGAUUAUUGAGAAGAUGAGGAGAGAGGACUUUGGGGUAAGGGAGUUGGGCAAGAGGGGUAGAAUGAAGAGGCAAUGGUGGAAGACAUAUUGGCUGAGGAAGUGGAUAUGGGCAACUGGACUCUAGGGUGGCAUUAGGGAUUAUGCUCUGAUGAUGGAAGCAAAGCAUUGGUGGUUUAAAGGGCUUAUGGCAAGGGAAGGGAGCACUGAGUAGAGACAUUGAGAGGGUGGAAGAGGAUUUGAGGGGGAGUUGGUGGGUGAGGUUGAUUAGAUGUGAAGGGGUUAUUGAGCAAUUGCGGGAAAUUGAGGGGGUGAAUAUGAUGUGGGUAGGUGGGAUUGGAGAAGAGUAAUUAUUGGGCAUGUGAACUGAUUGGGGGUUAGAGGACAUUAGACAAGGAAGGGGAAAUGGGAUGGGAUGGCGGGGGCGGGGUGCCAUAAGAAAAUUCUGGAAAAUGACUGACAUCAAUUUAAUCAAGAUAAAAAGCACAGAAACCAAGUAGAAACUGAAAACUACAAUUCCGUGGAUGCUGGAAAUCCAAGAAAAGAUCAAGAAAGACUAAAAGAGGUCACAAAGUCUGGUGGUAUCUGUCGAGAGAAA